AUGCACAAGCAGGAAGUGAUUAACGUACGUCCUUCUCUAGUAUUAUUGUCGGGAGGUGCAGAUUUCCAGCUAAAAAUCUGGUCAUUGAUCGAUGGAAGCAAUCCAGUAACACUAAAAGGACAUACUUCUGCUUCCUCUCGUGAUGGUACUAUACGUUUGUGGAACUGCGGUACAGCGGAUACCAUUGCUGUCGUGGGCUCCUAUAACUGUUCCGUCAGCAAGAUCCUUCUCGCAAAAUUACCAAAACAUAUUGAACCAGCCGAUCCAAAAGCCCUCGAUGAGCGUGAAGUAGAUACGGCUGACUGCAUGGUCAUUGCGGCUCUUGCUGAUGGUUCUGCCAGGUUCAUCCAUCUGGGUACCAAGCAGGAGUUAUUUUCUGCCACGGGCGACGAUGUACCAUUGACAUGUAUUGCAUACGACGCCGAAACUGAGGUAUUGGUUACGGGCGAUCGACAAGGCGUUGUUCGGGUAUUUUGUCUUUCGGAAUUAAAUGCACCAGUUGUGGCGUGGCAGCGCAACGAACAUGCUGUAACCGAUAUCCAGCUCAAACCGGAUGAGGAGGGCAGCAGCACUCUCUGUGUUGCGAAUGCGGAUGGAAGCAUCUAUCAGACAGGCUCCCUUGAUGCUAUUCUCGAAAAGAAAAAGGUUCAAGUCCUCGCCGAGUAUUCCGGCAAUGAAUUGGAAAAUGUACGCGGAUUAAGGGUUAUGGCAUCACCGGCUGGUCAAUCAAGGCUUGUAUCAACGAUCGAAACAGGUCAGAUAUGUUUGUAUUGA
This is a messenger RNA of Radiomyces spectabilis, 774 nucleotides long. Its product is annotated as WD40-repeat-containing domain protein. The record is from RefSeq and is a predicted model, not a curated record. Bases 1 to 774 code for a protein of 257 amino acids. NCBI's taxonomy places the organism in Eukaryota, Fungi, Mucoromycota, Mucoromycetes, Mucorales, Radiomycetaceae. The transcript is spliced from 7 exons. Gene Ontology annotation, molecular function: protein binding.